CACACACACACACAUCAGCACACACACACACACACACACACACAUCAGCACACAACCCUGUGUCUGUUCAUCAUGGCUGAUGGUGUGCAGCAUGUGGAGGCAAUCGUGCAGGCGUAUCACAAGUUCCGGCGCGUCCUGUGGCCAUCGGACGUGCCCAUGUACAAGGCCAAGUCACGAAAGACAGGCGAGCUUGUGUUGCUGAAACUGUACGAGAACGACUUCAACCGCCACGGCCUUGACGAGCGGUGUUUACGGGAACUCGGCAUCCUCCAAGACGUUGCCCACGAAAACAUCAUCUCGGUGGUGGACUGGAUCACCACGUCGAAGCAAGUUGCCAUCGUGUUUGAGCCGUGUGUGGCAAGCCUCGCCCAGUUCUUGGAAGCAAACGCAGACACGGUCCAUCACAAGACAGCCCACCAGUGGUGCCGACAGCUGUUGCAAGCUCUCAACUGCUGUCACAGCCAUGGCCUUGUUCAUUGUGGUGUCUGGCCAGACAACAUUCUCCUCACCGUAACAGGCACACUCAAGCUCGCCGGCUUUCACAACGCACGCCCACUCCACCUUCCGUUGCACCAAAAUCCCACAAAGACAUACGCGCUCCAGUACAGAGCGCCAGAGCUGCUGCUUGGCGCCAAGUAUUAUGGGCAGGCCGUCGACAUGUGGGCGUUUGGUUGCGUGUUCCUCGACUUGUUCAUGCAUCCGCACAUGUUCGCGAAAGAGUGUGAGAUUGGCCAGCUGUUUAUCAUCUUCCAGUACCUUGGCACGCCCACACGCGAGACAGCGCCCGCGCUCGCUCGCCUCCCCGCCUUCUCCACGCGGUUUCCCAAGUGGAAGCGCCGUGAUUUCCGUGCCGUACCCGCCACCCCAGCUGCCAUCGACCUCAUCCUGGAGCAGGAGGAGGGCGACGUGCGGCUGCAGUUCUUCCUGCAUCUGGCCGCACACUCGGUGAUUGCGCAGCGGAUAUCGAAGCGGGCGGAGACGGUGCGCACGCGGUAUCGGGUGUCGGCGCAGCGGCUGCGAUAUGACGCCGAGCGGCGGGUGAUGCAGGCGCAAUGGCUUAAGGAGGAGCAAGAGGAAGCGGAGGAGGAGAGAAGGAGGCUGGCAAAUGGCAACGAUGACGGCGGUGAAAGCAGCACCGUUGAUGGCAAAGAAAGCAGCGCCAACGAUGGGCACGCGAGCGAUGGCAGCGGUAGCAGCGACAAGGAGCGCGACAUGGGGCACAACACGGGCUGCACUGGGGAGAACUGCCGGUUUGGGUUCAACCGGACGUUUCCGUUUGAGACGCGCGGACACGAGCAGGAAGAGGAGCGGGAGGAUGUGCGCGUGCCCGAGGUUGACUCUGAGGACGUUGAGUUUGCGCCGGUGCUGAGCGACGACAUGCGGCGGUCGGACGACUGGCCGAUGGAGAUGGACGACGCAGCCGUGCGCAAGGUGGCGCGCGCCGUCGCACUUGAUGAUGAUGAUGAUGAUGAUGAUGAUGAUGAUGAUGAUGAUGAUGAUGAUGAUGAUGAUGAUGAUGAUGAUGAUGAUGCUGAUGGUGAUGGUGGCAGUAAGAUGGAGGAGUGAGCCAUGGAGUGGGACAAGCGUGUGGGCCAAGCGAGAGGAGAAGGUGUAAGCGACUGGAGUUGUGAUUGAAGGUGUUGGUGAGUGUGCAUUCGGGUCAGCAAGUGGCGAGCUGCCUG
Salpingoeca rosetta is the source of this 1682-nucleotide messenger RNA. Its product is annotated as CMGC/CDK/CDC2 protein kinase. NCBI's taxonomy places the organism in Eukaryota, Choanoflagellata, Craspedida, Salpingoecidae. Gene Ontology annotation, biological process: protein phosphorylation; signal transduction; regulation of G2/M transition of mitotic cell cycle. The record is from RefSeq and is a predicted model, not a curated record. Bases 73 to 1566 code for a protein of 497 amino acids. The transcript is spliced from 5 exons. Gene Ontology annotation, cellular component: nucleus; cytoplasm; cyclin-dependent protein kinase holoenzyme complex. Gene Ontology annotation, molecular function: cyclin-dependent protein serine/threonine kinase activity; cyclin binding; ATP binding.